Molossus molossus (Pallas's mastiff bat) is the source of this 1931-nucleotide messenger RNA. RefSeq names its product BRF2 RNA polymerase III transcription initiation factor subunit (gene BRF2). Bases 74 to 1315 code for a protein of 413 amino acids. Gene Ontology annotation, molecular function: TBP-class protein binding; RNA polymerase II general transcription initiation factor activity. Gene Ontology annotation, cellular component: transcription preinitiation complex; nucleus. Gene Ontology annotation, biological process: transcription preinitiation complex assembly; transcription initiation at RNA polymerase II promoter. The transcript has 4 exons. The record is from RefSeq and is a predicted model, not a curated record. NCBI's taxonomy places the organism in Eukaryota, Metazoa, Chordata, Mammalia, Chiroptera, Molossidae.
CUUCCGCACGGUUGUGGUUGCAGACGUUGGGUCGGGUGUCCGAAAGCCUCCGCAGCGCUGGGCAGUUUGUGAAAUGCCGGGCGGAGGCCGCUGCCCCGACUGCGGCUCCACUGAGCUGGUGGAGGACUCGCACUAUUCGCAGAGCCAGCUGGUGUGCUCUGCCUGCGGCUGUGUGGUCACCGAGGGCGUUCUGACCACCACCUUCAGCGACGAGGGCAACCUCCGAGAAGUAACAUAUUCUCGAAGCACAGGAGAAAACGAACAAGUUAGUCGCAGUCAGCAACGAGGUCUCCGCCGAGUGAGAGACCUCUGUCGAGUUCUGCAGUUGCCAUCAACGUUUGAGGACACAGCAGUUGCCUACUACCAACAGGCAUACCGGCAUUCUGGUAUCCGUGCUGCCAGGCUGCAAAAGAAGGAGGUGUUGGUUGGGUGCUGUGUCUUAAUCACCUGCCGGCAGCAUAACUGGCCCCUAACCAUGGGAACCAUCUGCACCCUGUUGUAUGCAGAUUUGGAUAUGUUUUCUGGCACCUACAUGCAGAUAGUGAAGCUUCUAGGGCUGGAUGUGCCAUCUCUGUGCUUGACAGACCUGGUGAAGACCUACUGUAGCAGCUUCAAACUGUUCCAACCCUCCCCAUCUGUGCCAGCCAAAUACAUGGAAGACAAAGAGAAGAUGCUGUCACGAACACUGCAGUUGGUACAGCUGGCAGAUGAGACGUGGCUGGUGACCGGGCGGCAUCCCUUGCCUGUCAUCACUGCUGCUGCUUUCCUCGCUUGGCAGUCUCUGCAGCCUUCAGCUCGUCUAACAUGUUCCCUGGCCCGAUUUUGUAAAUUGGCAAAUGUGGACCUGCCCUAUCCUGCUUCCUCCCGCCUGCAGGAGCUGCUGGCUGUGCUGCUGCGGAUGGCCGAGCAACUGGCCUGGUUGCAGGUUCUGAAACUUGACAAACGGUCUGUGGUGAAGCACAUUGGUGACCUGCUCCAGCACCGCCACACUUUGAUCCACAAAGCCUUUCGAGAAGGAACAGCAGAGGGGGAGGCCCAGGAGAAAGAGCUACAGGGGCAAGGACAGGGAAAAGAGGAAACGGGUAAUAGUUCCUUAGAUAUGCCUGAGGGGAAGCGACCAGCUAGUCCUGCCCUUCUCCUCCCACCCUGCAUGUUGAAGCCCCCAAAGCGGGUCUGCCCCACCCCUCCUACCUCCACGGUCACUGGAGAUGAGAACAUUUCUGAUAGUGAAAUAGAGCAGUAUUUGCGUACCCCUCAGGAAGUGAGGGACUUUCAGAGAGCCCAAGCUGCCACAAGGAGUCCUAACCCUCCAUGAUGCACUUUGGGGGUUUGGGGAAGGGGGCACUUCAUUCUGACAGCAGCUUGAUAAUAGGUCUGUCAUGUCCAGAGAAAUAAGUGUGUACAAGUCCUUUGGUAUUGUCUCUGCAGUUAAUUGGAGCCCAGGUCCUGGAGUAGAAAUCAGAAGGAAUGUAGGGACACCUGGGUUGGAGAGAGAGUCAUGUCCUUUAGUGCCAUAGAGCAGGUUGCAUAUGUUUACAUUCUGUGGGAUGGCUUUCCUCUUAGACUGUUGGGAGAGAGUCAGGCUCCCUCCUGCACCUGGUUUGAAUUGGGUAAACUGCUCCUGCAGGGCUCAUGGGGCCUCCCUACUAGAGUGGAGCAGUUGGCAUUUCUAAUCGUGUCAGCCCUCAGAGGAUAGGAGCUGGGCAACUCUUGGUUCUGUGUCCUUUCAUAGGUGUUGGUGGGUGUAUGGUGUCAUGAGAUCCUCUACCUCAUAACAAAAGGACUGUGGGUGGACUAAGGUUAUAGCUCAAAGGGCUUUGCAAAAUUUUAAUAUAUUAAAACAAGAGGCAUCUGCUAGAAAACAUUCUAUUGUAUAAAACCCGAGCUUUUAAAAACAUGUUUUCUUUGGCACUUCUUAUCCCCUCCCUCCC